CUUUGUUAGUGUUAGUGAAGCAGAUAAAGAAGAUUUUAUGUUUUGGUAAGAGUUUAUAUCUCGGAAGUUGAAAGCAAGACUCAAAUGUCACGGUUUGUCAGUUAUUUGGUAAGUGGAGACAAUCAGACAACGAAUUGGGGGCUUACCAAAAAAAAAAUUUGGAAAACGUCGCCUGAGAGAUUCGAACUCUCGCGGGGAAACCCCAUGUACUUAGCAGGCACACGCCUUAACCACUCGGCCAAAGCGACGGUUGUGUUUGACGUAACGAAAGUAAAGUACUAAACGCUUUAACAUUUCCCUCCAAGCCCAUUCCUUCUUAACAAACCUUCCACCUAACUUUUGAUUAUCUACCAAAUCAAGAGUCAAGGCAUAUUUAAGUUUUGAUCGUUGUCUUCUCGAUCUUUCUUUCUUUUUGUAAGGUCCAUUUAUAGACCACAUAGCUUUUGAACCACAUACUCUAAUUACCAUUAAAGCUAUGUAUAUAUUGAAGAACAAAGUUAUCAUUUGGAUAUAUAUGUGGCUUUUAUUACUUCGAUUCAAAUCAUCAAACUCUAUGGAUACAAGCAUAUGUUUUAAGAUAACUGAAUAUAGAUUGUCAUUUUAACCAGAUGUAAACACAGUAAUCUAUAAGCUAAAUCGUUAGAUAAUAUUACAAAAAAUACUACUCUACACUUAUGACUACACCGUACAAAGGUGUACGGUGUUAUUAAGCUCCUUAACCAAUUCGCAUUAGUCCAACAACUAUUCUUUUGGGGUUUGAACACGAGCCAUAUAGAGAUAUGAAAACCAAUAAAUUUAAAAAAGUUGAAUCUCGAACCACCGACAUGCACUUUGAAAUUUGCAUUGUAGAUUUGUAGUAAUUAACCACUAAAUCAAGGUGGUGUUUUAAUAGAAACUCUCCACUUUAAGUCAUUCCAUUAACGGUGUCGUUAUAAAAAAAGUGUUCUUUCAUAUAACAUAGUUUAAGACACAUCUCUGCAACUUCUUUCUCUCUCCAACCACCAAAAAAACACUUGUCACGCGCCACGAACUCCACAUUCCCACUUUCUCUGUGGACUGUUCUCUCCCUACAUGGCGUCGAACGCCGUCAAAUACAUGCCGAUUCACGGCGGAACAACACCAGCCGAAACCAGAAGCUUCUUCUCCGCCGUGAAACCAAGAAAAACUUCAACUUUGGUUUACGCAUUUGUAAUCACAUUCGUCUCGUUCACUCUAUUCCUUGCCUUUUUCAGCCCUUCUCCGAACUCAUCUUCUCCUUGGUCCUUCUCCACCACUACUCCUUCAUCAGACAACAACACUUCAGGAUCUCACUUCUCUUCCAUUUUCUCCUACAUUGGCAAAAACAGUACUUUACACGCACCGGCGCCGGAGAAUCUCACUCCGGUUGAUAAAGCCACUACCUUUGAAUCUCCCAACGUAAACAGAACCAACCCGUCACAACCUCUGGUUUCAGAUAAAUCUCCGACACUAACCAGCGAUGAUGUUCGAAACCAGACAGCAGCUCCUUCGCGGUCGGAAGCACCCGUGUCGGUUGAUGUGACGGCCAGCUCCAGCUCGUCAGUGAAACAAGAGGUGGAGAAAUGGAGUGAGUCUCUGAAGAACUGUGAGUUCUUCGACGGUGAAUGGAUCAAGGAUGAUACGUACCCGCUUUACGAACCAGGUUCGUGUAAGAUUGUCGAUGAACAGUUUAACUGUAUUUCAAACGGAAGACCCGACAAAGAUUUUCAGAAACUGAAGUGGAAACCUAAGACAUGUACUUUACCAAGGUUAAAUGGAGGUAUUAUGCUGGAGAUGCUUAGAGGAAGAAGGCUAGCGUUUGUGGGAGACUCUCUGAAUAGGAACAUGUGGGAGUCUCUGGUUUGUAUGCUAAAAGGAUCAGUGAAAGAUGAGAGUAAGGUGUAUGAAGCUAGAGGAAGAUAUCAUUUUCGUGGGGAGGCUGAGUACUCCUUCGUCUUCCAGGAUUUUAACUGCACGGUAGAGUUCUUUGUUUCACCGUUCUUGGUUCAAGAAUCAGAGAUUGUUGAUAAGAAAGGAACAAAGAAGGAGACUCUUCGGCUGGAUUUGAUUGGGAAGUCCUCAGAGCAAUACAAAGGAGCUGAUAUCAUUGUCUUUAAUACUGGACAUUGGUGGACUCAUGAGAAAACAUCCAAAGGGGAGGAUUACUAUCAAGAAGGAAGCAAUGUGUAUCACGAACUCGCUGUACUUGAAGCUUUCCGUAAAGCUUUGACUACAUGGGGUCGAUGGGUUGAGAAGAAUGUCAAUCCUGAGAAGUCCCUUGUUUUCUUCCGGGGCUUUUCCGCCACACAUUUCAGUGGUGGGCAAUGGAACUCAGGAGGAGCAUGCGAUAGUGAAACAGAACCAAUCAAGAACGAGACAUAUCUAACACCGUACCCGUCCAAAAUGAAGGUGCUAGAGAGUGUGUUAAAGGGUAUGAGAACUCCAGUCACGUAUCUAAACAUCACCAGAUUAACUGACUACAGAAAGGACGGGCACCCAUCAGUGUAUAGGAAACAAAUCUUAUCAGACGAAGAGAAGAAAACACCGUUGUUGUACCAAGACUGCAGCCACUGGUGCCUCCCAGGAGUUCCAGACUCUUGGAACGAGAUCCUCUACGCCGAGCUGCUCCUCAAACUCAACCAGCUUGGCUAAACACUACGGCACCUCCAACAUUUGUUUGAUCUCUCAAUACACUUUAUUUUUCUAUUUGUUUGUUAAAAAAAUGAUUAUACAAAAUGUCUAGAGUACAGGAAAAGAUAAGAUUUGUUGUAAAUUCUUUUGUCACUACGGUUACUAUAUUAAAGCUCUAAAAGAGAAGUUACAUUUUUAGUUA
This is a messenger RNA of Brassica rapa (field mustard), 2830 nucleotides long. RefSeq names its product protein trichome birefringence-like. Gene Ontology annotation, cellular component: Golgi apparatus. Lineage: Eukaryota; Viridiplantae; Streptophyta; Magnoliopsida; Brassicales; Brassicaceae. Gene Ontology annotation, molecular function: O-acetyltransferase activity. The record is from RefSeq and is a predicted model, not a curated record.